Messenger RNA from Pyrenophora tritici-repentis Pt-1C-BFP, 1581 nucleotides. Its product is annotated as CypX, Cytochrome P450. The record is from RefSeq and is a predicted model, not a curated record. NCBI's taxonomy places the organism in Eukaryota, Fungi, Ascomycota, Dothideomycetes, Pleosporales, Pleosporaceae. Gene Ontology annotation, molecular function: heme binding; iron ion binding; oxidoreductase activity, acting on paired donors, with incorporation or reduction of molecular oxygen.
AUGGGUCUCCUGGCUGAUGUCACCGGCCCUCUGGCCAACUUUACAUCCCAGUCGUCCACGCCUGUCGUCGCUUCUGCCGCCUUCGCCUCCUUUAUCCUGCUCUCCGUCGUCCUCAAUGUACUGAAGCAGUUGCUGUUCAAGAAGGCGAAUGAGCCGCCCAUGGUCUUCCAUUGGCUGCCUAUAAUUGGUAGUACAGUCACAUAUGGCAUGGAUCCGUAUGCCUUCUUCUUCGCGAAUCACAAGAAGUAUGGCAAUGUCUUUACAUUUAUUCUUCUCGGCCGCAAGAUGACUGUGUGUCUGGACACGGCGGGCAACAACUUCAUCCUAAAUGGAAAGAUCAAGGACGUCAACGCCGAGGAGAUUUACUCUCCCCUCACCACACCCGUCUUCGGCAAGGACGUCGUGUAUGAUUGUCCAAACUCGAAACUCAUGGAGCAGAAAAAGUUUGUCAAGUACGGUCUCACGCAGGAGGCCCUCCGUUCCUACGUCACCCUCAUCACACAAGAAUGCGAAGACUUUAUGAAGCGCCACAAGGCUUUCAAGGGAGAAAAGGGCACUUUUGACGUGACCAAGGUCAUGGCUGAGCUCACCAUCUACACCGCCUCUCGUUCGCUCCAGGGCGAGGAAAUCCGCAAGUCUUUCGAUUCAAAGUUUGCCGAACUGUACCACGACCUCGAUAUGGGCUUUUCGCCUAUAAACUUUAUGCUCUCAUGGGCCCCGCUUCCUCACAACCGCGCACGCGACAAUGCACGCGAGACCAUGAUAAAGCUAUACUCGGAUCUGGUUCGCAAGCGCAGGUCGGGCGCCGUGAAGAAGGACUCGCACGACAUGAUUUGGCACCUGAUGGACUGCAAGUACAAGGACGGCACCCAGGUGCCCGAACACGAGAUUGCUGGCAUCAUGAUUGCCCUGCUCAUGGCCGGACAGCAUUCGUCUUCCUCAACCAUCGCAUGGAUCCUUCUCCGCCUCGCGCAGAACCCGCACGUUAUUGAGGAAUUACUUGCCGAGCAAAAGUCCAUCCUAGGCAAAAACCUCCCCGCCCUAACCUACGACGACCUCCAGAAGCUUCCCCUCCAUGCCCAGGUUGUCAAGGAAACCCUCCGUAUCCACGCCCCCAUUCACUCCAUCAUGCGCAAGGUCAAGCAACCUCUUGUUGUCGAUGGAACAAACUACGUUGUUCCCACUUCCCACACACUCAUGUCCUCGCCCGGUUUCUCCGCACAGCUCGAUACCCACUUUGUCAACCCCGCUGUCUGGGACCCCCACCGUUGGGAUCCAGACCAAAACAACUACGACGAAGAGCGCGACGACGCCGACCAGGAGAAGAUUGACUAUGGCUGGGGUGUCGUGUCCAAGGGAACCAACUCACCAUAUCUUCCCUUUGGCGCUGGACGGCAUCGUUGUAUUGGGGAGCAAUUCGCCUACCUGCAACUACAGACUAUUCUAGUAGCAUUUGUGAGAGAGUUCAAGUUCAGGAACGUUGGUGGUAGCAAAGACAUUGUUAGCACCGACUACACCAGUCUCUUCUCCCGCCCACUAGCACCUGGCAUAGUUGAGUGGGAGAGGCGGCAGAACCUAUAA